AUAGAAAUUUUGAAACCGUGACGUCACGAGGCUUUAUCGCAUGCAGCGGCUUCUGUUUUGGUAUGCAGUUUUAAAGAUAAAUAAUUAUUAAUUAAUGCACAAAUUAUCGUUAUUCAUUAAAUAAUCGCAAUGGCAACUGUGGAUAGAAGUGAGGGUGAAGAAAUUGAAGAGGGAGUGGACAUGGAAGGCGCCGAAGAUGACACUACUCAGUCCUCGUUCCCACCAAGGGGUGAGGAACAUGUGACCUAUGAUGUUGAUGCAGAAGAGGAUGGAGGUGAAAAGAAAGGGAAGAAGCGGAAAAAGAAGGAUGGCAGUAGCAAAAAGAAGAAGAAAAAGAAGAAGCAUCACCAUGACGACGAUGGUUCAGAUGAAGAAAAACACAAGAAGAAAAAGAAAGACAAGAGCAGUGUUGACUUGGGGGCUCCCAGAGAGAGACCUCGGCCUGGCCUUGAGACCUCUGCAGACAUUGCCGUGAAGUUUGGUCUGGCCAACAUAGAGCUGGAGUACACGGAGGAAGACUUUGAGGCCCUCACCAACUACAAACUCUUCCGUGAACACAUCCAGCCCCUCAUAGUGGAGCAGAACCCCAAGGUCCCACAGGCUAAGCUUGUGAACCUCAUAGCAGCCAAGUGGCGCGAGUUUGCGCAGGCUGCAGGCCAGUACAAGAAGUCUAGGCAGGGAAUGGUCAGCCCGACUGGGGAGGCGCCAGCUGAGAAGAUUGUGGAUACCCCUGCGCAGGCUAAAGAGACGCAGUCAGAUGAAGACACAGCUGAGGAUUACUACACAGAGGAGAAGGCGGCGGCAUCGUCGUCAGGCAAGAAACGUCGAGGCCGCAAACCCAAGGAGCAGAAAGUGGUGGAGCCGCCCCCGCAGCAGGAAGAGGAAGUGGAGGAGGAGAGCAUGAUGGGAGACGAAGAAUACGUCGAGGAGAAGCCUAAAAGGAGGCGAGCCGCUAAGAAGUCAAAGAAAGCACUGGAUGCUAUGGAUGAUGAAGAGUUUGAUGAUGAGGAAUACGUGGAGAGCAAGUCCAAGAAGAAGAGGGGGGGCAAGAAGAAGAAGGGGGCGGACUAUGAUGAUGUAGAGGAAGAGGAGGAGGAAGAAGAUGUGUCCUUCAAUGAGAGUAAAUCCAGUGGUAAGAAGAAGAAAGGAAAAGCAGUGGCACCAAUCAAAAUCAAGCUGACUACAAAGAAAAAGAGACGAAGAAAGGGCAGCUCAGACGAAGGAGACGGCGGAAACAACACGUCUGACGAGGAAUUUGAACGCCAGCUGGAGGAGGCCAGCAUGAUCGCUGAGCAGGAGAGGGAAGAGAAACCCAAGCGUGCAAAGAAAGGAAAGAAAGCUGCCAAGGGCAAGAAGAGGCUCAAACUGGGCCGCUCCUUUGGGGGUGAUCCUGAUGCCGAAGGCUAUGAGACGGACCACCAGGACUACUGUGAGGUGUGUCAGCAGGGAGGGGAGAUCAUCCUGUGUGACACCUGCCCCCGGGCCUACCACCUUGUGUGUCUGGAGCCUGAACUGGAGGAGGCACCAGAGGGGAAAUGGUCCUGUCCUCACUGUGAAAAUGAAGGUCCCCAGCAGGAAGUGGUGGAGGAGGAUGACCACAAUGAGUUCUGUCGUGUGUGCAAGGACGGGGGAGAGCUGAUGUGCUGUGACCAGUGCCCCUCCUCCUACCACCCCCACUGUCUCUACCCGCCCGUCAAGGAGGUGCCACAGGGAGAAUGGAUCUGCCCACGAUGCUCUUGUCCUCCACUCAAGGCAAAGGUGGCCAAGAUCCUGACAUGGCGCUGGACUGAGCCUCCCCACCCUGAGAAGUCUAUGGAGGAGAUGGACCACACACAUGAACAUCAUCUGGAGCCCAAGUCUUCAGCUGAUCAUAAGCCACAGCGUGAAUUCUUUGUUCGCUGGCACGGACUGUCCAUGUGGCACUGUGACUGGGUGUCAGAACUUCAGUUGGACGUGUACCAGCAACCCCUGACACGUAUGUACAUCCGAAAGAACGACAUGGAUGAGCCACCGCCCCUGGAGGACGGAAGCAGUUGGGGCGGGAAGGACCGCAAGCGUGACAACAGCAAUGAUAACCUUGAGGACAGGUUCUACAAGUACGGGGUGCGACCGGAGUGGCUCCAGAUACAUAGGAUCAUCAAUCAUAAGACUGAGCGCGGUGCCCAGUAUUACCUGGUGAAGUGGCGUGAUCUCAAUUACGACAUGGCCACCUGGGAACCGGAAGAUAGUGAGGUGCCUGAAUUCAAAUCACACGUCGACUACUAUGACAACCUGAGGCGAGUGAUGCUGGGGGGUCCAGUUGAGGAGAAGCCGAGAAGCAAGAAGAAGGGCAAGAAAAAGAAGGAUGAUGACUCUGUCGACUCCCCCAGGCCUCUAGGCAUGCCCCCUUCAUACCCUAUAACAGAUUUGCGUAAGCAGCUUCCAGGCGACCCUGAUUACAUUGUGGCAACUGGUGGGACACUGCAUCCGUAUCAGCUGGAGGGACUCAACUGGCUGCGCUACUCGUGGGCUAACGGCACGGACACCAUCCUUGCAGACGAGAUGGGACUGGGCAAGACUAUUCAGACUAUUUCCUUCUUGUCCUCACUGUAUAAUGAGGGCCACUGCAAGGGUCCAUUCCUGGUGGGAGCCCCACUGUCCACCAUCAUCAACUGGGAGAGGGAGUUUGAGUUCUGGGCUCCCAACCUUUACGUGGUCACUUACACAGGGGACAAGGACUGUCGGGCUGUCAUCAGGGAGAACGAGUUCUCGUUUGACGAGGGAGCCAUUAGGGGCGGCACAAAGUCCUGGAAGAUGAAGCAGGGAAGCAGUGUGAAGUUCCACGUGCUACUGACUUCAUAUGAGCUGAUCAGCAUUGACACGGCCACACUCGGCUCCAUAGACUGGGCCUGUCUGGUUGUCGACGAGGCCCAUAGACUCAAGAAUAACCAGUCAAAGUUUUUCCGUAUCCUUAGCAACUAUAACCUUGGUUACAAGCUGCUGUUGACAGGCACACCACUACAGAACAACCUGGAAGAGUUGUUCCAUCUGCUCAACUUCAUGUCUCCUGAUAUCUUCAGUGAGCUGCAGACAUUCCAGGCUGAGUUUGCAGACAUCUCGAAGGACGACCAGGUGCGCAAGCUGCAUGACAUGCUGGGCCCCCACCUGCUGCGCAGGUUGAAGGCCGACGUGCUCAAGAACAUGCCCAGCAAGAGCGAGUUCAUCGUGCGUGUAGAACUGAGUCCCAUGCAAAAGAAAUACUACAAGUACAUCUUGACCCGGAACUUCAGUGCUCUGAAUAUCAAGGGGGGUAACCAGGUGUCGCUACUCAACAUCAUGAUGGACCUGAAGAAGUGCUGCAAUCAUCCAUACCUCUUCCCCACCGCACAAUCCGAAGCCCCCCGCCUCACCAACAAUGCCUACGAGGGUACAGCACUCACCAAGGCCUCGGGGAAGCUCAUACUGCUGUCCAAGAUGCUCAGGAAGCUCAAGGAAGAUGGACACAGGGUCCUCAUAUUCUCACAGAUGACCAAGAUGCUGGACAUUCUGGAGGACUUCCUGGAACAUGAAGGCUACAAGUACGAGAGAAUAGACGGGGCCAUCACAGGGGCAAUGAGGCAGGAUGCCAUAGAUAGGUUCAAUGCUCCUGGUGCAGAGCAGUUCUGUUUCCUGCUGUCCACUAGGUCAGGAGGCCUGGGGAUCAACCUGGCCACAGCUGACACUGUCAUCAUCUAUGACUCGGACUGGAAUCCACAUAACGAUAUUCAGGCCUUCAGUCGAGCCCACAGAAUCGGUCAGGCCAACCGCGUCCUUAUCUACCGGUUUGUGACACGAGCCUCUGUGGAGGAGCGUAUUACACAGGUGGCCAAGAAGAAGAUGAUGUUGCAGCAUCUCGUGGUGCGCCCGGGCGUGGGCAACAAGACCACCUCCAUGUCCAAACAGGAGCUAGACGAUAUCCUCAAGUUUGGAACGGAAGAACUCUUCAAGGAGGUCGAAGGUGAGGACGGUGAAGAGGAGAAGCGUAUCGUGUACGAUGACGAGGCCAUUGCCCAGCUGCUGGACAGAUCCAAGGAGGCCCAGGAGGAGAAGGAGAUAGCCAUGAACGACUACUUUGACUCCUUCAAGGUCGCCUCCUACACAGUCAAGGAGGGGGAGAGUGAUGAGGAGGAGCCAGAGACAGAGGUUCUGAAGCAGGAGGCGGAGCAUGCUGACCCCGCCUACUGGGAGAAACUGCUGAGACACCACUAUGAGCAGCAGCAGGAAGACCUGGCGCGCACCCUCGGCAAGGGCAAGCGCGUCCGUAAGCAGGUCAACUACAACGAUGCAGCGCUUGGUAACCAGGACGACGUGGCCUGGAAGGAGUCCAUGUCUGACUAUGAUUCAGACUUCAGCCACAAUGGGGAGAAUGAAGAUGAUGAUGAUGAUGAAUUCAUGGGCGAUGGGUCCAGAGAUGCAAUUCGUAGCAAGCGUUCAGAGCGCCGUGAGAGGGACCGGCCCCUGCCCCCACUGCUGGCCAGGGUCAACGGGCAGAUUGAGGUACUGGGCUUCAACGCCAGACAGAGGAAGGCCUUCCUCAACGCUGUCAUGAGAUACGGCAUGCCUCCCCAGGACGCCUUCAACUCACAGUGGCUGGUACGAGACCUCAGAGGCAAGUCUGAGAAGGUGUUUCGAGCAUACGUGUCGCUGUUCAUGCGCCACUUGUGCGAACCAGGGGCAGAUAAUGCUGAAACGUUCGCAGACGGUGUGCCUCGAGAGGGCCUGUCCAGACAACACGUGCUCACAAGAAUUGGCAUCAUGUCCCUCGUGAGGAAAAAGGUUCAGGAAUUUGAAGCAGUAAAUGGGUUAAACAGUAUGCCAUACACAAAGGCAACAGAAGCAGUAGAAAAAGCCAAAUUUGAGAAGGAGAAUGCCUCAUCGCCCUCUGGAAAAGAGAAAGCAGCAGAGACAGAUAAGAAUGGUGAAGAGAAAGCAAAUGUUGAAGCAGAGGGUAAAGACAGCGAAAAAACAGAGACAGAAGCAAAGGCUGAAGCAGAAGGAAGUGCCAAGGCAGAGAAAGAUAUUGCUGAAGAUGGGGAUAAAACAUUAGAUAAAGAGGCAGAGAAAUCAGAAGGUGCUGAAAAGGAAAAGGAGGAAGAAGAGAAAGGUGCUAAGGAUGAAAAGGGAACAGAGAAAGGGGAUGGGGAUGGAAAGGCUGAUGAUAAAGUGGAAGAUAAGUCUGAGAAGAUGGAUACUGGUGAAGCUAAGGAGGUCAAGACCGAUGAGGCCAGCAAAGGUGAUGAGUCUGAGAAAGCUGUGGAGACAGUUAAGGCAGAGAAACCGAGUAUAGAGGUCAGCACCAAGGAAGAACCUAUGGAUACAGGCGACUCUGCUUUGUCUGAUGGUCAGAAAGUACAAGAAGAGAAAAAGGAUGAAGUAAAGACGGAGGUUAAAGAAGAGAAAAUUGAGGGUGAAGAACAGGACAAAAAGGAGGCUGAUAAAGGAGAGAUUGCUGCGGUUAAAGUCGAAGGUGACAAGGACAAGGAAGAUAAAGAUGUUAAGGAUGAGAAGAGUGGCAAGGAGACCGGAGAUAAGUCUGAGGACGCCAAGAAGGAAGAGACCAACCAGAAGUUCAUGUUCAACAUUGCAGAUGGGGGCUUCACUGAGCUGCAUACACUCUGGCAGAACGAACAGCGGGCGCUACUCAAGAGCCGUGAACAUGAAGUGUGGCAUCGUCGUCAUGACUACUGGCUUCUGGCAGGCCUUGUCACUCAUGGUUACGGUCGCUGGCAGGAUGUUCAGAAUGAUUCAAGGUUCCAGAUCAUCAAUGAACCCUUCCUGUCUGAACAGGGCAAGGGUAACUUCCUGGAAAUCAAAAACAAGUUCCUGGCUCGCAGAUUCAAAUUACUGGAGCAAGCCUUGGUGAUAGAGGAGCAGCUGCGGCGGGCAGCGUACCUCAACCUGACCCAGGACCCUUCACACCCGGCCAUGGCGCUCAACACGAGGUUUGCUGAGCUCGAGUGCCUGGCAGAGUCUCACCAGCACCUGUCCAAGGAGUCUCUGGCUGGCAACAAGCCCGCCAACGCAGUGCUGCAUAAAGUGUUGAAUCAGCUGGAGGAGCUGCUGAGUGACAUGAAGCAGGAUGUGAGCCGGCUGCCUGCCACGCUGGCGCGAGUCCCGCCGGUCAGCCAGCGCCUGCAGAUGUCUGAGCGUAGCAUCCUGGGUCGCCUUGUCAACCCUGGUCAGGCCCCGCCCACCACAGCUACCAGUGCCACCCCCAGCCCUGCUCCAUCCACCUCUAGUGGAGUACGACCUGGGGCUAGCACCCCCAACAUGACUGGACAUCGCUCUGCCACUAGCACACCUGUCUCUCUAGACUUGGGCUUUCCUCUGCAUCCGGUGCACGGGCUAUUCGGGCCAAUACCCGGACCGGCUGGCGAAGUUCCCGCAUUCUGGAGCUCCGAAAUCGCCCGCUCUCUGGGGCUCGAUUCUCUUGGGCCACAGCCGCCCGUGUCGUCUCAACAUCAGUAGCGCCCCCUAGGGGUUUACUGCUGAACACUCUUGAUGUAGCCUUUAACUGCAUCUGGUCAGUAACAUCCCAUGCUGUAGAUAAGCCUUCAGGGGACAGCAAAUCUGGGGCCAUAUGCCUGGAAUAGCACAGCCCCUGCAGGGGACAGCAAAACUGGGGCCAUAUGUCUGGAAUAGCACAGCCCCUGCAGGGGACAGCAAAUCUGGGGCCAUAUGUCUGGAAUAGCACAGCCCCUGCAGGGGACAGCAAAUCUGGGGCCAUAUGUCUGGAAUAGCACAGCCCCUGUUGGGGACAGCAAAUCUGGGGCCAUAUGUCUAGAAGAGCACAGCCACCUGUAGGAUGUUUGCAUUCGGGCGGCUUUGGUAUCAUAGAACAUCAUACAGACUUUGUCAACUGAACGGACAGUGCUUUUCAUAAAUUGAGAGAUGUUAUUGUUCAGCUUCAUGCAUUUGUUCCGUACAUUCUUAAACAUUAUUUAUUGAAAUAAUUGCAUGUUUCCAUGUGAAUAGUUGUCAUCCCAUCAAGCGCCAACGAACAAUAUUCAGUAACUGUGUGAAAGUAAUUGUUAUACAUGUGUCCAUUGUGUAGUGUGUAUAUUGUGUCAGUUAAUGAAGACGAGAGUCAAACAUGGUGUUUCCAUUGUGUCAGUUAAUGAAGACGAGAGUCAAACAUGGGUGACUGCACUGGGACAUCACAACAACUAUAGUUCUUUGUAAGCAGUUACAUGGUAUUAGUGGACAUGUGAAGAUCUCGGGAAGUUUUCUUAUUAUAAUGUAUUUAGCUUAUUAUAACAUGAGUAUGCAUUUAUUUCAGCUUUUUCAUUAUUGUAUUGGCGUUUUGAUAUUGUAUGUCAUUACUUUGAAUAAAAUACGUUUUCUAAAACGAAAUCCACCAAAGGAGAUGGUAGUUUGAAUCGUUAGUGGGAAGACAUGUAAAAGGCUGUAGAAAAUCUGAUAAUUUCUUGGCUUUUGUAUAAUUUUAUUGAACAUGUCAUUAGCAUUGAAGUAGAAAAUGUACAACUUUUUUGCUCAACAUCAUUUUUUCUAGUGAUCAUUUUCAUUACUAUUCCAGCAAAAACGCACUUAAAUCAUGUAACAUAUGUGGACAUGCGUGUACCAUUUCAAAUUUCUUUUCUAUUGUCAUGCUUUUUUAUCACCUUGUUUAUGGCAUGGUACCAUGUUGUUGUUUUGUAAAGUAAUAAAAUAGAAAAGCUCUUGUA
Messenger RNA from Dreissena polymorpha, 7703 nucleotides. Its product is annotated as chromodomain-helicase-DNA-binding protein Mi-2 homolog. Gene Ontology annotation, biological process: chromatin remodeling; negative regulation of transcription by RNA polymerase II. Gene Ontology annotation, cellular component: nucleus; chromatin. Gene Ontology annotation, molecular function: DNA binding; ATP-dependent chromatin remodeler activity; histone binding. The record is from RefSeq and is a predicted model, not a curated record. Lineage: Eukaryota; Metazoa; Mollusca; Bivalvia; Myida; Dreissenidae.